Molecule: messenger RNA, 1388 nt
Organism: Lethenteron reissneri (Far Eastern brook lamprey)
Lineage: Eukaryota; Metazoa; Chordata; Hyperoartia; Petromyzontiformes; Petromyzontidae
Product: syntaxin-binding protein 5-like
Biological process (GO): exocytosis; Golgi to plasma membrane transport
Cellular component (GO): plasma membrane; cytoplasm; SNARE complex
Molecular function (GO): GTPase activator activity; myosin II binding; syntaxin binding
Source: RefSeq, a predicted model, not a curated record
AGAGCGAUUUUGCAGGGCACGCCCAGCAGAAAGAACAUCCCCUCCCACCGCCAUCACCGACCAACCCAACCCUCCCUCCCUCCCGUCUCCUUCCGUUUCUUCCCUAUCCGGGCUACCAGUCGGCACAGCAGACGUCAGUGGCGAUACGAUACACACAGAUAUUGUUACCCCUUGCUGCUGCUGCUGACUGCCCGUGCUCACGCCGGAGAGAAGACGGCGAGAGAGAGCGAGCGAGCGAGCGAGACGUCGCAGGAGACGCAGCGCGACCGACCUGACUUCAUUCGAUUUGGCUCGAGAGGCUCGCUGCAUCACAACCCGUAUCGGGAAUCCAACCGGGACGGCGCUCAAAUCAAGAUCCGAGGCUCCAUCGCUGCUCGCAAUCGGCGGCGGAGGGGGCGGGGCGGGUAGGGGAGGGGGCGGGGUGGGGGCUGCUAAUUGGGUCGAUCGGAGCCCCCGAGGUUCGAUCUCGGCUUAGGACCGAGCGAGCCGGCCAAGAGACGCGGCAUGGGGUGUCGAACCUACGCGGUCGUUCUCCGCGGCACCUACACGGUAUAACGCGGCGCCGGCCGGGUGCUGCUGUUGGUGGUGGUAGUGGGUGGCUGGUGGGGCCGGAGGUGGUGGUGGUGGUUUUAAUUUUCGGGGUGGUGGGGGGUGAGAGGUUUCGGCACGGAGUGGUAAGAAGCGGCGUCGAAGAAGAAGGAGAGACAGCACGCGCUGUGCGUAGCUCGUGCGCCUAACGGCAACAACAGCUGCGGCAUCAUCUACAGCAGUAGCAGCAGCAGUAGCUUCAACAGCAUCAGCAGCUUCAACAGCAGCAGCCUCAACAACAGCAGCAACAAAAGCAGCAGCAGCUCCAACAGCAACAACAGCAGCUCCAACAGCAACAACAGCAGCCGCAGCUUCUACAUCAACAUCCUCAACAGCAGCAGUUUCAACAACAACAGCAGCGGCGGCAGCAUCAUCAUCGUCGACUGCUGCUGCUGCGGCUGCUGCUGCUGCUGCAGUGGCCGCUUGCCGCGCGGCGCGCGAUGAGGAAAAUCAAGCGCGUGCUGGAUGGACUCACCACGCCGGCGAGCGCGCAGACGGCCAAGCCCGAGAACGAGAUUCACGAACGCCUCGGCUCCGAUCAUUUUCAGCUUUGCAAGACCGUGCGCCAUGGAUUUCCGCACCAGCCAACUGCGCUGGCGUUCGACCCGGUCCAGAAGAUCCUGGCGAUCGGCACGAGGAACGGAGCGCUCCGGCUGUAUCCUUGCCGCCUCCGCCUCCGUCAGCGCUCCAUUCAAUUAGUGGCGCGGGGCUGCGUGCGCGUGCCCGUGCGCGUGCCCGUGCCCGUGCGCGUGCCCGUGCCCGUGCGCGUGUCCCCUGCGCGUCGACUCGACGAGUACUGA